AUGUCCAAAGCAGUCAAGAUUAGCGGCAAAUUGGGCCUCGGCACCAUGUCCCUCACAUACAAGCCCAACCCACCACAAACAAAACAAUCGAUCGAAGUCCUCAACUACGCAGUCAACGACCCAGAUGUCAACGUGAGGUUCAUCAACGGCGCCGAUUUUUACGGCCCCAAGGAUGAUAGAAGUGCCAAUUUGAGAUUGCUCAAGGAUUUCGUCGAUAGAAACAAACCCGACUUGAAUCAGCAACUCGUGCUUUCACUCAAGGGUGGCUUGGAUUUCAAGAGUUAUGCUCCUCUCGGAUCCAAGGAAGGCAUCGCCAAGUCCAUCGAGCGAAUUGCUUCCGUCUUCCCGCAAAAAGAAGGAAGACCCAAGAUUCUUUUCGAGUUGACGAGAGUAGAUCGCAAAGUGCCCUACGAGGAGUCCAUUGCCUAUAUCCAGGAUCACGUCGACGAGGGCACAAUUGAUGGAAUUUCACUUUCGGAAGUUGGCAUAAACUCCAUCCAGAAGGCGACGCAAGUUGCCCCUGUGUCAUGCGUCGAGCUUGAGUUGUCAUUGAUAGCUCAGGACGUUAUACACAACGGUAUCCUCGCUGAGCUUUCGCAGAAGCAGAUCCCAUUGAUUGCAUACUCGCCCAUGGGUCGAGGACUAUUGAGCGAUUUUGCAGUUGAGAAGCCCGAUCGGUUUUUAGAUAGUAUCAAAAACAACAAGAGCGACGUUAGAAACAACUUGGACAAGUUCAAACCGGACAAUUUCAAACAUAACCUCGUGGCGUUGAGGCAGCUUUACAAUUAUGCGCACGAAGUCAAGGGAACGAGUUUGCAAGGCCUUGCACUCUCGUGGCUUCUCAAGCUCUCCCAGCAUGAGAGUUUCAAGGGCAUUGGAGACGUUACCAAGAUUGUUCCCAUUCCCUCUGCUUCAACUAAGCAGAAACUAGAGUCAAACUUCAGCAGCAUUGUGGAGUUGACUGAUGAAGACUUGGAUAUCGUUGACCAGAUCUUGAGCGAGCACCCAAUUAAAGGGUUGCGGUAUAACAAGAUGUUGGAGAAAACCCUAUUCGCAUAG
Lodderomyces beijingensis is the source of this 1059-nucleotide messenger RNA. The record is from the annotation of a GenBank genome assembly. Lineage: Eukaryota; Fungi; Ascomycota; Pichiomycetes; Serinales; Debaryomycetaceae.